Molecule: messenger RNA, 2529 nt
Organism: Aspergillus versicolor CBS 583.65
Lineage: Eukaryota; Fungi; Ascomycota; Eurotiomycetes; Eurotiales; Aspergillaceae
Product: glycoside hydrolase family 3 protein
Exons: 5
Coding region: 1-2529 (842 amino acids)
Biological process (GO): glucan catabolic process
Molecular function (GO): beta-glucosidase activity
Source: RefSeq, a predicted model, not a curated record
AUGGCGCUCAUCGACGUGGACAAGGUGUUAGCAAAGCUGACGAUCCAGGAGAAGAUCCAGCUCCUAUCCGGUGAAGAUACAUGGAAAACUUCAAGUAUCGCGAGAUUGAAUAUCCCCUCUAUUACAACCACCGAUGGGCCGCACGGUGCUCGAGGAGUUUCUUUCUUCAAUGGACCUCCAGGGAUGCUCCUCCCAUGCGCCACGGCAAUGGGAGCCACGUUCAAUCGAGAUCUCAUAUGUAGAGCAGGCACUAUGCUGGGCAGGGAAGCUCGUGAGAAAGGUUGCCAGAUUUUGUUAGCACCGACAGUCUGUCUGCAGCGGUCUCCACUCAUUGGGCGAGGGUUUGAGGCCUUCGGCGAAGAUCCAUGGCUCAGUGGCACCCUCGCCUCGGGCUAUAUCAAUGGUGUGCAGUCAGAGGGGGUUGGAUGCGCCAUCAAGCACUACGCUGCUCACAACCAGUCUUCCGAUUCUCACGAGGAUUCGAUCUGGGCUUCGGAGCGAACACUCCGGGAGGUCCACCUGCUGCCUUUCCAAAUUGCGACGAAGCAGUCCAACCCCUGGUCGUACAUGACCUCCUACCACAAGAUCAACGGAGUGCACACAUCUGAAGAUCCAUGGCUUAUCAACCAGGUUCUUCGAGAUGACUGGGGUUGGGACGGCCUAGUUAUGAGCGACUGGUUCGGAAUGUGCAGCACUGCAGCGUCGCUCAAUGCCGGAAUGGACCUCGAAAUGCCGGGACCCCCAAGGUGGCGAGGCCAGCUGCUGCUGUGGUCCUUCCUUGCCGGGAAGGUUAAACUGCAGACAAUUGAUUUUGCCGUGAGGAACCUACUUAAUUUGAUCAAUAAGGUGCAGCCUUCUCUGAAGCCUGUCGAUCCAUUGGACGUAGCAGUGGGUGAUACCCCUGAGAAGAGGGAGCUCUGCCGCAGGGUUGCUGCGGAAUCCAUUGUGCUCCUCAAGAACAAGAAGAAUCUGUUGCCCCUCGAUCCUAAAUCCGGCGGCAAGACAUAUGGCUUAAUCGGACCCGGAGCUUUGUACCCAGCUGUGAGUGGAGGUGGCUCAGCAGACCUGGUAGGUUACUACGUCAGUCAGCCCUUGGACGCCUUGAAAGAGCUGGUCGGUGCCGAGAACGUUACUGCAAAUGUUGGAUGUUAUGGCCAUCGUUUCUCGCCUCUACUCGAGUCGUCCAUUACCGUACCUGGUACCAAUCAGCCUGGCUACUACCUGGAAUACUUCAUGCAGCAGCCUGAUAGCUCCGGGAGCAUCGAACCAUUAGUUACCACGACAACUACGCAAGCUCAAAUGUACUUUGCUGAUAACCUACCAGAAGGAAUCACUGCAGGAUAUUGGCUUCGAGUUUCAACUACUUAUACAGCAGAAGAAACUGGCAUGAUCCAGCUGGGCUUGUGUGUCCUUGGGAAGGGCCGGCUGUACAUUGAUGGAGUUGAGAAGAUCGAUCUGUUCACAAGCCAGCCGGAAAAGACUCUCCAGACGCCCAUGUUCAACCAGGCCAGCAUGGAAGUCACCACCGUCCUCGACGCGCAGAAGGGCCAAAAGUACCAGAUUGUUGUCCUCUUGCAGAAUGAGCACCUGAUACCUGGUAUUGGUGCCCUGAAUGCGGGUGGCCUACGCAUCGGUUGCUGUGAACACUUUGACCCAGACGCAAAGCUAUCAGAUGCCGUGGAAGUAGCCCGAUCCGUCGAUUACCCCAUUGUGAUUGCUGGACUAAAUGCCGACUGGGAGAGCGAGGCAAUGGAUCGGGAAUCACUUUCGUUAGCUCCGCAAGUUGACCGGCUCCUUGAAGCUGUUCUCAAAGCCAAUCCCAACACUAUCAUCGUCACCCAGGCUGGAUGUCCCAUUGCUCUUCCUUGGCUAGACUCGGCCAACACUCUGGUCCACGCCUGGUACGGCGGCCAAGAGACAGGCAAUGCUAUCAUGGAUGUUCUGUUCGGAAAAGUCAACCCCAGCGGCAGAAUUAGCGUCACAUUCCCCAAUAGGAUAGAGGACAACCCGGCUUUCCUGUCGUUCGGCAAGGUAGACAAAAUGCUGUACUACGGUGAGAGCGUGUUCAUUGGGCAUCGCUACCAUGAGAAGCUCCAAAUCCCACCACUCUUUUACUUCGGGUACGGCCUGUCGUACACCACUUUUGCGUACCGCGAUUUGAAGGUGCCAAAAACUGUUGAUCUGGCGAGCCAAGACACGUUCAAAGUAUCUGUGACGGUGCAAAACACUGGCACUCGCGACGGCGCCGAGGUCGUUCAAGUCUAUGUCUCGGACGUGAAAAGCUACGUUCAACGACCUGCCAGGGAAUUGAAGGGCUAUAGCAGGGUGAAUAUUCCAGUUGGCGGUACUGUUAAUGUUCCUAUCACGCUGGACAAGUACGCACUCUCUUUCUACAGCCAAGAGCAUGCACAGUGGGUGGCAGAAAAGGGAAUGUUUGAUAUUAUCAUCGCCACCAGCGCUGAUCCUAAGGAUGAGCUUCUGCGGCAACGCUUUGAGCUUGUUGCCGAUUAUUUGUGGUCGGGAUUGUGA